ACGUCUGCUGCACGGAGGGAGCACAGCAAGCCGUGUUUGCCAAGUCCUCCGGUCACUCCACCUGGUGACGCGCAGCCCGGUACACAGACAGGACAUUUACCCUCCAGUGCACGCAGUUGUUCCUUUUUUUUUUUCUUCUUCUUCUGUGAAAUGUAACAGCCGUAUUUGUUGGAUGAAAAGCAGCCUUCAUUCAUGAGCAGCAUCGCAGCGAAACAAGGACAAACGCCGGGGAACAGGAGCGGCGAGCGGCCGGGGAGGUGCAGAGAGCCAUACUCCAAAGAUCUAAUUUAUCUGUGAUGAGCAUCCCCAUCCACCAGAGACCAAAGGCCUGUCCUUGUUGUUUCCUCUGAGAGUAAGAGGAAGUGAUGUCACGCAACCACCACCACUUUGACAGAGACAUCCGGGGACCCUGGGAGCGGAGAGACAUCCGUCCUUCUGGCCUCCACAAUGGAGGAGCCAAUCACAGCUGCUCCUCUGCCAUCGUCAACGGCAACAACCGACCAGGGCUCCUCCCACUCCCGGUCAUCCCCUCCCUCCUGCCCAUUCCUGUUACAGUCGCCGUGACGACAUCGAGCAACGACAUAGCGGUCAACCGAAGCAUCAAAGCAGCAGCCUCGGCCAAGGUCUCAGGUGUGUCUCCUGGGGACAAUCAGAGCCCAGGACUGCUGCUGGCUCCAGGGGUGAGGUGGGGACAGACGCCCAUUAACCAGCUCACACCUUGGGAUACAGAUGAGCCGCCUGCCAAGCAGCAUCGAGACAGCGAGCCCAGCGGUCCGACCUGGUCUGCACCAGUAGCAGCAGUGAGCCAGCCCAGCCUCCUGCCCCACACCUACACCCUCUCUCAUCAGCCCUCCUUCAGCCACAGUGUGACAGCACAGUCAUCCAUCAUAGGAGUUAACCCAUCCAUCCAGACACCUGUUCCCCCCCAGCACCCUCUCAUGACGGCCCACUUCCAAAUGAUGCCACAGUCCACCCAGCAGCCACCCUCGAUUGUUAUGAGCAUGCCCAGUCAGUCUCCGUACGCCUCCACUCAGCCCACGGUCACAGCGUCAGCCCUCACUGCCCGAGUCAACCAGGUGUUUCCUCCAAACCCUCACAGAUUGAUGAGCAAUGGCCAUGUGACCUCUCACCCCAGCCUCAUUCGGCCCCCCACCCUACCUUUGACCAAUGGACAGGCAGCAGCAGCAGCACUAGCAGCACAGGCUGCUGGACAAGCUGCAGACAAUCCGGACGGUCCUAAUGAGCUGCAAAUGCUGCGGACAGUCGGCAUGGGGAAGUACAAGUUCAGCGACCCGGGACAUCCUAAAGAGAUGUUGAAGGAGUUGAACCAGCAGCGCAGAGCGAAAGAGUUUACAGACCUGAAAAUAAUAGUUGAAGGCAAAGAGUUUGAAGUCCACCAAAAUGUUCUAGCUUCCUGCAGCUUGUAUUUCAAGGACCUGGUGAAAAGGUCGUCAGGGGAGACGAGGAGUGGCGAGGUGCUGGAGCUGAACAUGAGCAACAUCAGUGCAGAUGUUCUGGAGAUGCUGCUCGAGUUCGUUUACACGGGAUCGCUGGUCAUCGACUCGGCCAACGCAAAGACGCUGCUGGAAGCCGCCAACAAGUUCCAGUUCAGCACCUUCUGUAAAGUCUGCGUCUCCUUCUUAGAGAAACAGCUGACUGCAGCUAACUGUCUGGGAGUGCUGGCUAUGGCCGAAGCCAUGAGCUGCACCGAGCUCCACAACAUGGCCAAAGCCUUUGCACUGCAGAACUUCCCCGAGGUGGCAGGACAGGAAGAGAUUCUGAGUGUGUCCAAGGAGGAUCUGGUGUCCUACCUGUCCAACGACAGUCUCAACACCAAGGCUGAGGAGCUGGUCUACGAGACGGUCAUCAAAUGGAUCAAACAAGACCCCGACUCCAGAGUGCAGAAUGUAUCAGAGCUGUUGGCGGUGGUGCGUCUUCCCUUCAUCCACCCGUCCUACCUGCUCAACGUGGUGGAUAACGAGGAGCUGAUCAAAUCGUCUGAGGCGUGUCGGGAUCUGGUCAACGAGGCCAAGCGCUAUCACAUGCUGCCCCACGCACGGCAGGAGAUGCAGACGCCCAGGACUCGGCCCAGGCUAUCUGCAGGUGUAGCGGAGGUGAUAGUUCUGGUGGGAGGGCGUCAGACGAUCGGGAUGAACCAGCGCUCCCUGACAGCAGUCACCUGUUUCAACCCUCAGAACAGUAAGUGGUACCCGCUGGCCAGCCUGCCCUUCUACGACCGCGACUUCUUCAGUGUCAUCUCAGCAGGAGACAACAUCUACCUGUCAGGUGGCACAGAGGGCGGUGUGAUGGUGGCCGACGUCUGGUGCUACAUGUCCCUGCUGGACAACUGGAAUCUGGUGUCUCGGAUGACGGUGGCUCGCUGCAAACACAACAGCGUGGUGUACGACGGAAAGCUCUACACCAUCGGAGGACUGGGAGUAUCAGGGAACCUGGACCAUGUGGAGAGGUACGACACAAUCACCAACCAGUGGGAGACGGUCUCUCCUCUUCCUAAGCCGGUCCAUUCAGCAGCGGCCACAGUGUGCGGAGGGAAGGUCUUUGUGUUCGGAGGGGUCAACGAGGCUGGGCGCUCGGCGGGGGUCCUCCAGUCCUACAUACCACAGAGCAACACAUGGAGCUUCAUUGAAUCACCUAUGAUAGAUAACAAAUACGCCCCUGCAGUGAGUCUGAAUGGGUUAAUAUUCAUCCUGGGAGGAGCCUACGCUCGAGCCACCACCAUCUAUGACCCAGACAAAGGAAACAUCAAGGCCGGUCCCAACAUGAACCACUCUCGGCAGUUCUGCAGCGCUGUGAUUCUCGAUGGGAAGAUCUACGCCACAGGAGGCAUCGUGAGCAGCGAGGGUCCCGCCCUUGGCAACUUGGAGACCUUUGACCCUUACACCAACACGUGGGCGCUCCUACAGUCCCUGCCCUGCCCUCUGUUCAGACACGGCUGUGUGGUCAUCAAGAAGUACAUCCAGAGCAGCUGAGGGCGACUUGGACCCGAUUAGUCUGGGAUCGAUGCCAAACACCAUCUGAGCUUCUGGUUGAAGGACGAUGUGUGACAGCAGCUUAGGAUAGGGGUUAGUCGGUCUGCGACUUCUGGACUUGCCAGCAUCCAUCCAUCCAUCCUGCCACAUCCCGUCCCACCCUUCAAAAAAAGCCCUGUGCAGAAUGUACUCAUGCUCAACUACUCAGCCAUGUCAGGUGACGAUGCCUAACCUUCAGUACUGUACAUGUUGUGGUAGUUGUUCAUCCUCCAUCCAACAGGCACAGGGACCCUCUUAGGAAACUGCUUUUCUAUUGAAGUCCUCAUUGAUUCAGUUGUUUUUUCUGUAAACUCGUCCCUUCAUAUUUCUAUACUCCGAUGAUGCUCAGUGAAAGCUGUGUGAUGCAGGGUGAGAUAUCUGUCCCUUUUGAUACUUGUGUUUGACAGGCUGAAGGCUUCACAGUUCUAUCUUAGAGAGCAGAACAUGUUUGAGAAUCAUUUUCAGUUGAGACAUAAAAUAAAGGAAAGGUCUGUUGAACCCUUUGAGUGGAUUUGAAGUGUCUCUUCUUUUUUCUCUUUGUUCAGAAAUGAAAUUCCCUCAUUGAGUUAAGAGCUCAUUUUAAAAACGUAAUUAUGUAACCCAGUUAUUUUAAACUUUGUGACAUGGUAAACAGGAACAUCCUAAACAUGUGGGUCAGGUAGGAUUAUAAGGAAAAUAAAAUCUUCUUUUUCUUUGUCAAAUUCCAGACUGAUUGAGAGAGAAUCUGCUGAUCUGUUUUUUUCUUUCAUUUGAAUUCUACUCUCUGGAACAAAGACAACAUUUUAUGGAGACAGAAAGGGAAUUCUUUCAGAUAAAGUUGGGGAAAAAAAGCACAAUAACUACCCAUGACUGAUAUCAUAAAAGUUUAUGUAUUGAUUCAUGCUUUUAUCUGUUUCAUUGGUUUCCUUGAACGUCCUUCAUGUUUUAUACGACGCGUUUCAUUGUGAGCCACAUCUUGAGUUGGAUUUGUAUUCUGUAAAUACAAAGUACAAAAUGUGUAUAUUUUAAAACCUGAAAGAAGUUCUGUACAAAUGUUUUUAAGACUUGAAGAACAAUCUGUAAAUAUGACAAAGUAUGUCUGUAAAUGUGUGUAAAAAGGAGAAUUUCACAGGAAUUAUUCAAACCUAAUACAAAUAUCAGAACAUGGAACUGUGUCAUGUCUGUGUGUUAUAUUGAAUAAUGAAUCAAGA
Labrus mixtus (cuckoo wrasse) is the source of this 4219-nucleotide messenger RNA. RefSeq names its product kelch-like protein 29. The transcript has 15 exons. Gene Ontology annotation, molecular function: protein binding. The record is from RefSeq and is a predicted model, not a curated record. Lineage: Eukaryota; Metazoa; Chordata; Actinopteri; Labriformes; Labridae. The coding region runs from base 366 to 2990 and encodes 874 amino acids.